GACUUUUAGUCCAAAUUUCAUUCGCCGCCUUAAUUUCAUUGCAAAUUUCAUCCAAAAAAGGGAACCAAACCUUGCUAGAUUCUAAAUCACCAUGCUCAACAAAAUUUUGAGUUGGCUCAAGCAGCCAAAGAUAUGGAAAUUUGUGAGUUUUACUUCAUCUAUUAUUGGACUUCUCUUUUACUCUCUUAGCUCUUCUUUCAACAAUCUAUUUGGAAAGUGGAACUUGUUUAAAAUAUUUGUUUACACAGUUUUUAGUUUAAUUAUAUGUCUUGCUAUCUUAUUUGCAAACACAUGUCACACUUCAAGUCUCAAACUUAAAACUCAUUUAAUAUUUUCCGUUUUCACGGCCACCACUGUUUACUCUUUUUUCUUCGAUAAAGUUAACGGAAAACCAGAUUUUUAUAGUCUAGUUUCGUGUGCUUCUUUUGCUAUUAUGUCGCUUAGUUUAUCAAAGCAUACUCAAUUAGGAUUCGAGGUUGAUUUGCUAUAUUUUUUUUGUGGGUACUUAACUUUACAACUCAUGAAGAUAAAGUUGUUUUUAGUCAUUGUUGGAGUGAGUUUUAGUUAUUCCCUUAUCAUCCUUCGUUUUUAUUUGUGUAACUCAAAUGAUCGUGGCCAUCUUAGACUCCAAUUUCAAGACCAAAAUUGUAUAGUCAUUCAAGUCCAUGCAGAUUUAGAAGAAUCAGAAAAUGUUAAUCUUAUCACGCCACAAGAAAACAUGGUUACUCAAAUGAAUAAUUUGUCAUAACAACAAGGAAAUAGUGAUGCUGUCAAACUAGUUGAUUAUAAAAGGGCCCUAGUUAAGAUGAAUGAGAAGCUU
Molecule: messenger RNA, 820 nt
Organism: Cicer arietinum (chickpea)
Lineage: Eukaryota; Viridiplantae; Streptophyta; Magnoliopsida; Fabales; Fabaceae
Source: RefSeq, a predicted model, not a curated record